AUGGAGCCUGCGGCUGUUGAGGUGUGCUCGCCGCUGCCGGGUGGAGGUCCAGAGGAGAGCGUGCCUUCGCCGGCAUCCCAUGUGCUGGGGGACGCGGAGCCUUCCUCAUUCGCGAGUUUCGCCGCAAAUAUGACCACCUGCACGGCUCAGAAGGACGCUCGCGGUGUGUCUCUUGUGUCUGCUUUUUUCCCCUCCUGUGCGCCGGUCACCCAACCGUCUUUGACCGCGGCGUCGCGUGCGCCGCCUCAGACGGUCUCUAGCGAGGGACUCAAGCACGCGCCGCCCUCGUUUCCGAGCGCCUGGGAGACAGCAGCUCCAGCGAGUCCGACCGCUCCGCGAGAUACCGUGCGCCAGUUUCGCUGUCCACAGGAAGAUGAGGAGGACGACGCGCCGCUGUUUGCAGGCCGCUAUGAACGUCGCGCCUUCUCGCCGUCUGAUCUGCUGGGCGAGCCGAUGUCCCCGUUGCAGGACGGCGAAGUGAGUGAGGAUGUGCCUCCGCCGCGCCGCCUGGAUGCCUCUGAGGAGUUGCUCGGGUGCUGCGGAUUCGGCUCGCCAGCAAGUAGCGCCAUGGACGAUGUGUCGCUGGCGUCCCUGACCCUCGCGACGAACGCAGAUCUCUCCUCUUCGCUCAGCACGCCCACGUUCUGCGCCACGUCCUCGCGCGCCUCAUUCUCGUCGUCUCUGUGUACCGCCUCCUCCCCCGCCUCGCCGCAGCGCCGGAAGCCGGCGGAAAGCGACUUUGACACGCUCUGCGAGGCUGGAGUUUCUCCCGACUGUGGAGCUGCGCACCCGGGUCUGGGGGAGAGUGCGACACGCGGCAAGAAGCGCUCAGCGCUUUCUGCGGAGUGGACGAAGGAGCGCGCGCGGGACGCCGAGGAUGUGGACGCGAACAUCGAGGCGAUCACCACCCUUUUUGCAAAAAAAUGCAGACUCAAUAGCAGUUAUGCACACGCCAGCGCCGAAUCCGCGGCACACAUGCAUCGCUCGGGGGCCUUGCUGCCGCUGGCGGCGUCGCCACCGCGUUUUUCGCCGGCGGGUGCCGGAGGCAUGGGACACGGAGACGGGCAAACGUGCCCCGACCCCCGUCAAGGCGGGGAUGGGCGAAGCCCCCACAUUCUGAAGGACUGCCCGCUGGAGCCCAACGCGCCCGAAGGGCGCCUUGGGCUCUCCCCGUGGGGGGAGCGGAGGGGCACACGGUUGGGGCCUCAGGGGGAAGUAACUGGUGAGGGGGGGUCGACGCGAGAGGCAAACGCCAACCGCCGCUCCACGGAGACUCUUGCGAAUCCAGGCGGCCAGAACAUCGGCGAGGCGGAGCUUGUAUCCCGCGGGAGCGACGGCGAGUCGGUUAAGCCUCGCGACUGCGCCGCGUCGGGGUCAGGAGACUUGAGCUGCCGGCGGACUUCCAGGUGUUCUACGUCUUUAUCAGACCGUCCGCCGUCUCCCGCUGCGUCGCGAGGAACCUGCCGCCCGUCUCUCGCUUCUUCGUUUUCCCUUUCGCCUCCGCACGCGUCGUCUUCUUCGCUGCAGCUGCCGAGCGGCACCCCAGAGCUGGCGCAGGCUCCUGUGGCGUCGCAGCCGACGGAGAUGUGCCCCGAAGAGGCAGACUCGCUCUCCGACGCCGAGCCGAGCGUGUCGCCACCCCGCAGACGACGUUUCGCGCAGACGAUCGACCUCUGCAGCACCCCGCUGUCCCCAUGCGCGAUGCACAUCCAACGCCUCGUGCGUCUGUCCAGCAUCGGGCUUGAUGGGUGCCCUGGCGCUCAAGCUAAGGCUAGUGGAGUGGACGCGAGCGAGCGACGACGCGGCGGCCUACGUUGGGAAGCAGAGUGCGAGGCCAGCGACUGGGAAGAGGGCUCCGCGGCCCGCAAGCAGACGCGCCACUCGACGAGUGAAGAGGCGAAGCGCCAGCGUGUGAAGGCGCUUCUCGGGCGAGCGACGCCGCCUUCCCGCGAUGCCGCAGUCGCCGCCCCCGCCGUGCGUGGGAGUGUGGAACGCGAGCGCGCCCAAUCCGCGAAUGUCGAGCAAUCCGGCAGCUCCGUGGGGGGGGCGUCCGCCUCAGGCCAGACUCUCCCUCGGGGGGCUGGUGAACCCGCGGCGGGUUUCAGGUCGCGCGAGGCGCGCGUAACGGGGCGCGGACAUGCGGCGACGCCAGAUAGGCUUUCUGUGGAGUGGCCGUGUCGCCGGCACGGAGACGAGAAUGGGGACGAGGCAAGAUACGCGACGUCGCGUGGGGAGCUGUGUCGGCGCCAGAGGCAAGACGGAGGCCCACAGGACGAAGAGGACGAGGGGGACGACGACCUGGAUUCGGACUUGCCUUCGUUUGCGUCGCCUCGGCUGCGUCGGGGGUACUCGGCUUCCGCGUAUUCCUUUGCGUCUUCGUCUUUCUCCGGGGGAUCAUCUUUCUCAGACACCUCGUCAGUCCUCAGUGGAGAGACGUUCGCUCCGGGCGUGGCGCUGUCCAGUCGAGGCAGCAGAAGCGGCGAAGGCUUCUCGUCGAUGUCUUCGUACUCGUCCUCCGACAGCUCCUUUGGGUCCGCGAGCUGGCAGGGCGGCAGUACCGAGUCCCCUCCGUGGACGGGGUUGACGGCUUCCACGCGGGCAUCGCCUCCGGUGUCGCCUUCGGACCUCCUCUCGGCGGUUCCGCCAUCCUCUUCGGCAUUUUCGUUGGCAGCGGCGCGCGUGGCGCCUGGAGCCUCGUGGCUACUCUCGCCUCCUGCUUCGCCACACGCGGGCGCGCCCUGCUCACCGCCUGGGAGCUCGUCGGCGGCGCAGCGACCCCCACAGGCUGACGCCUCGCCAGCCGGUGAGCGGCAGAGGUCGGCGGCGGCGGUCUCUUGGCGGAUCGCGUCUCCGCUUCUGGUUCCCUCUGUGCCGGCCUCGGCGUGCUUCACGGGGGCGUCUGCGCACGGGGCGCCCUCGUCGAUGCACGCGGCGCCGUCGCCGACGCGAUCCGCGCCUCACCGCCUUCACCCGACGUCGCUCUCGCUCGGCUCGUACCUCUCAAGAGGCAGCGGAGCGCGCGGAGUUCGAAAUGCUGUUCUGUCGUCGUCCGCGGCGUCGGCGGCGGGCCGCGGAGACUCGAGGGCGGACGGGGGGGCCCUCUGCGGGGGGGAUGCCAGCGCAGAGGGCGCCGCGGGGGACGAGCGGCCGGGGCGACGAGCCAGCGACCAGUCCGAGCCCAGGUUUAUCGACUACGUGGCCGCCAACCGCUUGCUGCGUGAGGCGCAGUUCGAGUGA
Besnoitia besnoiti is the source of this 3237-nucleotide messenger RNA. RefSeq lists its product as uncharacterized. The record is from RefSeq and is a predicted model, not a curated record. The transcript is spliced from 2 exons. Bases 1 to 3237 code for a protein of 1078 amino acids. Lineage: Eukaryota; Apicomplexa; Conoidasida; Eucoccidiorida; Sarcocystidae.